Cavia porcellus (domestic guinea pig) is the source of this 4928-nucleotide messenger RNA. RefSeq names its product endogenous retrovirus group K member 113 Gag polyprotein-like. The coding region runs from base 1232 to 2911 and encodes 559 amino acids. Gene Ontology annotation, biological process: viral process. NCBI's taxonomy places the organism in Eukaryota, Metazoa, Chordata, Mammalia, Rodentia, Caviidae. The record is from RefSeq and is a predicted model, not a curated record. The transcript has 3 exons. Gene Ontology annotation, molecular function: zinc ion binding; nucleic acid binding.
CCCACAGGAGGGAGACGGUGCUGAGCACAUCAUGGCCACCAGUCAGAAUGCUCGGCCACCCCGCGCCCCUCCCCAGCUGCACAGUGACCUGAGAGAAGCGCAGAGCUUCGAUGGUGCCACCAGUGCCGGCGGCAGGGAGCGACUCUCAGCCCCUCCGAGUCCUUCCAUAAAUGUUGCAAACCCACUUUGCAACUCCAGGAACUGUUGCAAGCCCAGGAACUGCAGCACCCACAAGUGUCCCCACAAGCUGGGGCAGACUCUGUCCAGGGCAGAAGCAUCCACCAGGACCCAGGGCACUUUCACCAAAGUCACCUCCCCUACCCGGCCGACGGAACAGCAGGCAGGAAGAGUCUUAACCGAAGAAUCACCCCGGUCCCCUCCCCACCUCAACCUGUCCCUCUCCACUAGCUCGGCGCUACCCCCUCCCCGCAGCUUAGGCGCCCUAAUUACUAUCAGAAAUAAGGUGUGCGUGCGCGUGUGGGUGCAGACACAUGGACUUUCUGGACAGUCGAGUCCACCUACAGAAAAACAAUGAUCAAGGAUGGGAUUUUACGUUAUCCCUUUCACGUGGAGGUAAAACCUGCGGUGAAGAGUUUCUCUCUCAGAGGAAACACCUCCACUGAGCGGUCCGCAGUGGGCAGCAGCAAACCCUCGCAGGUAAGACUUUAAAUCCUCCUUGGUGUGCAAACCACACCUCCAGAGAGAGGGAGCCGCGGGCUUUUGGCAGCCAUGCAAGCAUUUCAACGCCAACUGCGAGAGGCCACGCGCUUCCCGCCCCAUCCAGCGGCAGCAAUUCCUGCUUCGCAAAGAAAACCCAAGCAUCCUUGCUUCAAAACGCGCUCUUUCGGAUGCACCGCCUUCCCUCCGCCCCCAGCAGUGAUCUGACCUGAUCCUGCAAAGCCUGAAGACCCCUCUUGCCCAGGCAGGAUCAGGUGGAGUACAGUGUGACCUGGGGGAAAGAUUACCUGCUGGCAUCCUGUACCAGCAAAUGCCCUAGGACCUGAUCCAGCCUCCUGCCUAAGCGACCGCGACAUUUGGUGGCCCGUACGGGGACUGAUCACCCCCGAGACGUGAAGUGGACAACGCUCCAGUACAGAGCUGCGAGACAGGUGAGUUGGGGAUAAGCCUGGGCUCUGGGUGGCGCGCACCUACAGGGCUUUUAGACUCCCCUCAGGCUCACGCGUAAGUGGCGGAUUCCUUGGGCCUCACGCGGUGAGUAACAUAUUAAAAAAUGGGAAACAUGCUAGGUAGCGGCACUAAGAGCGAGGGUGGUUGUGGAGAAAGCUCUCAAGAGCUUACAAAAGUACGCAGGGUAUCUGAGCAGGCCCAGUCAGGGAGCUCCCGAGAGGUGUCCGUCAAGGGGAACAAGGAUGCUAAGGAGGAGGACGGGGCUCUAGCCUCGGAGUCGUCUGACUCCGAGGACGAGGGAAAGUUGAAUGGCAGGGAGGCCAAAGAGACCAGCUGUCAGGAGCCUAAGUCGCUCAAUAAGGAGUCGCAGGGUUCUUUUCCAGCGUUGCCCCGCGAAUUGCGCUCUGCUCAACCUGGUCUGCGGAGGAGUAGAGAGCUCCUGAGUGCGCCCCGGCGCGAGAGGGAGGCAAAGCCUUCCGCCCCACCUCGGGGGCCGUUUCCGGAGGCGAUUCCUCGCCACGAGGCGGCCGCCUGGGAGCCCCCCCCCCUUUCGCCAGAACAGGAAGUGAUGCACGGGCCCCCAUUUUCCGCCCAAUCACGGCCGCCGUCUUAUGCUCCGCCGCAGGCGGGUCGGUAUUUUCACAGGCGGCUUUGGCAGGGGGGACGCUUGUCUCAUGAGGUACAUCCACCUGGGAUAGAUAGUGACCCCUACGAGAUAUUUCCUGUACAAGUAGCUAUGGGCCAGGGACGCAAUGUAUGGGAGCCUUUUGAGAUAAAGCAGAUUAGAGAGCUUAAAAAUGCAGUUACAACUUUUGGGCCGACUGCGCCUUACACCAUUGCCAUGCUGGAGAAUCUGUCUUCUGGGCCCCUCACCCCCGCGGACUGGAUUCAGCUAGCAAAGGCGUGUCUGCCCUCGGGUAGUUACCUGGAUUGGCGAGCCUGGUAUGCAGAGUUCUCUGCAGAGCAGGCUGAGAAAAACGCCAAUCGAGGAAACCGGGGGUGGAACAAAGAAAUGCUUAUGGGAGAAGGUCGGCACGCUGAUGAUCAGACGCAGUUCCCCGGCGCUGUCUAUGAACAAAUCAAUGCCAUAGGGCUCCGCGCCUGGAAGCAAGUAAGUGGUGCCGGAACAGCCUCCUUGUGUCUUUCAAAAAUAAUUCAGGGUACCACAGAGCCAUUUGUUGACUUUGUGGCCCGAAUGCAAGAUGCUGCCGAUAAGAUAUUUUCUGAUCCGGGAGUGGCUCGACCGCUGGUAAGGCAGCUGAUUUUCGAACAGUGUACAAAGGAGUGCAAGGCAGCGAUAGCUCCUCAUAAGAACAAGGACCUCAAUGCCUGGAUUAGGAUAUGCAGAGAGAUAGGGGGGCCGCUCUCUAACUCGGGAGUGGCUGCUCUCCUGGCCGCGGCUGUACAGCAGAGGGGACCUCGCGGGUCAGGAGGGGAAUGUAAGGCUAAAGGGUGUUUUGCCUGCGGGGAGCCAGGACACAUUAAACGUCACUGCCCAAACAAUGCAGAUGCUAGGCCUCGUCCUAGGAAUGAAGAGCCAUAUGUUUGUGGGCGAUGCAAGAAGGGAUCACACAGAGCUGAGGAGUGUAGGUCAGGUUUUGAUGCUCAGGGCAACCGUAUUUGUGGACAAGAUGCUAGAGAGCCAAAAAACGGCCAGAGGGGGCCCCCUUCACAGGCGGGCCCCCGCCCCAGAGACAGGACAGCUCAGGGUGGCAGCCUUCAACAAGGGCCACCCCUGGGUCAGCAGGUGUGGACCUCAGUGUCGCCUCAGGACUUAUAUUAGUGCCUGAUAUGGGUGUUCAAGUGGUUGAAACCACUUUUAAGGGACCGUUACCCAAAAAUUCCGUGGGUCUGGUGAUCGGGAGAUCCUCCACGGCCCUUCAGGGUCUCACAGUAGUCCCGGGGGUCAUAGACUCAGACUACACAGGACAUAUUAAAAUUAUGGUUCAAUCUCUUGUGGGUACUAUGGUAAUCAAUAAAGGAGACAAGAUGGCGCAGCUCUUGCUGCUCCCCAGUCUCCACAAGAGAUUUCCCUCAAAGCAGAAAAUUAGAGAAAGUCAAGGUUUCGGUUCCUCAGGGGAAGUCUUUGAGGGACUCCAUAUGACACUUGGUAAAAGGCCUAUGCUCUCACUUAAGGUCAAUGGCAAAAAUAUAACAGGGCUCCUAGACACAGGAGCUGACCGUUCCAUUAUCUCCAGAAAGGAUUGGCCUUCCAACUGGCCCACCAACACUGCAGAUAACACGCUGCAGGGCCUGGGGAUGGUGUCAGCUCCUCAGGUUAGUGCUUCAACCCUGCUCUGGUGCGAUGAGGAGGGUCAUCAGGGCCAUUUCCAACCGUUUGUGUUGCAGUUGCCAGUGUCUCUAUGGGGAAGGGACAUCCUCACUCAGAUGGAUGUCACGCUUACGUCAAACUGCUCCCCCCAGGCUAAGGAUAUACUCAGGAACCAGGGAUAUACCCCCGGCAAAGGCUUGGGCAAUGCCCUGCAGGGUCGGACAUCCCCAAUACCAGUAGAGAACAAAAAAGGUAGGCAAGGAUUGGGUUUUUCUUAGGGGCCGCUGAAGAAGCUCUCCUACCCACUUCGAUCAAAAUCACCUGGAGAUCAAAUGAUCCGGUUUGGGUACCUCAGUGGCCCCUGCCUAAGGAGAAGCUAUUAGCCUUGUCAAAAAUAGUCAGUACACAACUUAGAUUAGGACACAUUAACAUUGUCUCCGAUUCUAGGUAUGUGGUCAAUGCUAUGCAAGUGCUUGAGACUGCCGGUUUAAUUAGAUCCACUUCCACAGUGGCUGGGCUGUUCCUGUCUAUCCAGACAUUGCUUCAGAACAGGCACCAUAAGGUCUUCACCACCCACAUAAGAGCACAUACAUCCCUGCCAGGGCCUAUGGCACAGGGAAAUGCAGCUGCUGACACUGCCACUCGCCCGUUAUGGAUUUUUACCUUACUAACACCAAUCGAGCGAGCCCGUGCCUUCCAUGUUAAGUUUCAUGUCAAUGCCAGGACACUAGCAAACCAUUUCCAUGUUUCCAGAGCAGAUGCACGAGAUAUCGUGCGACUAUGUGACUCCUGUGCCACAUAUAAACCUGCCAUACCGAUGGGAGUAAACCCUCGAGGUUUGAUCCCUGGUGAUGUUUGGCAGAUGGACAUCACACAUAUACAGGAGUUUGGGACUCUUAAAUAUGUUCAUGUUUCCACAGACACCUGUUCUCACGUCAUAUUUACAACAACAAAAACAGGUGAAAAAGUGUCUAAUGUGAUCAAUCAUUGCCUGGCGGCUUGGGCCGCAUGGGGCAAACCAAAGAUAUUAAAAACUGAUAAUGGACCAGCCUAUAUAGGCAAAGCUUUCAAUGAGUUCUGCAAAAUGAUGGAGGUUCAAUUAAAACAUGGUAUCCCAUACAAUCCCCAAGGUCAAGGAAUCAUUGAGAGGGCUCAUAGAAGCCUCAAAGAAAUUUUACAAAAACAAAAAGGGGGAGUAGGCCAAGGCCUGGCCCCAAAGGCACGAUUAUCCAUGGCACUAUUCACACACAAUUUUUUAAAUUUAAAUAAUGAUAAUCGCUCCCCAGCUGUGGAGCACUGCAACCCUUCCCCCAACCAUAAAGGGUGGGUGAAGUGGAAAGAUGUCCUGACAGGACAAUGGAUGGGCCCGGAUCCAGUGGUCAGCUGGAACCGAGGCGCGGUUUGUGUUUUCCCACAGGAACCGGGACGAGAACCACUGUGGAUACCGGAGAGACUGACACGGACAACAAAGCCCUCGACUAAAGAUCAGACCUGCCCUACUGGAGAUCCAUCACAGACCAACCAACAA